AUGGCCGAUAUUCGCAGGAAGCUCGUUAUUGUCGGAGAUGGUGCUUGCGGAAAGACAUGUUUGCUCAUUGUCUUCUCCAAGGGUACCUUCCCUGAGCACAUGUUUCGCACACCAGAACAUAAAGUCGCUAACGCAUAUCACCAGGUCUACGUCCCUACUGUCUUCGAGAACUACGUUGCGGAUGUUGAGGUCGACGGUAAACGCGUAGAGUUGGCGCUGUGGGAUACUGCUGGUCAGGAAGACUACGAUCGCCUUCGUCCCCUUUCCUACCCCGACUCGCACGUCAUCCUUAUCUGCUUCGCUGUCGAUUCGCCUGAUUCGCUUGACAACGUGCAGGAGAAGUGGAUUUCUGAGGUCUUGCACUUCUGCCCACGCUUGCCCAUCAUCCUCGUCGCCUGUAAGAAGGAUCUCCGAUUCGACCCCAAAACUAUCGACGAGCUUCGCAAGACUUCUCAGAGCCCGGUGACGCCAGAGGAGGGUGAGGCUGUUGCGCAGAAGAUUGGUGCCGACAAGUACCUCGAGUGUUCCGCCAAGUUGAACGACGGUGUCCGUGAAGUCUUUGAGCACGCCACGAGGGCUGCUCUCUCCCAGAGGCAAAAGAAGAACAAGAAGUGCACCGUCUUGUAA
Messenger RNA from Saitoella complicata NRRL Y-17804, 627 nucleotides. Its product is annotated as GTPase rho1. The transcript has 5 exons. Gene Ontology annotation, molecular function: GTPase activity; GTP binding. The record is from RefSeq and is a predicted model, not a curated record. Bases 1 to 627 code for a protein of 208 amino acids. Gene Ontology annotation, biological process: small GTPase-mediated signal transduction. NCBI's taxonomy places the organism in Eukaryota, Fungi, Ascomycota, Saitoellomycetes, Saitoellales, Saitoellaceae.